Molecule: messenger RNA, 427 nt
Organism: Aspergillus campestris IBT 28561
Lineage: Eukaryota; Fungi; Ascomycota; Eurotiomycetes; Eurotiales; Aspergillaceae
Exons: 2
Coding region: 235-396 (53 amino acids)
Source: RefSeq, a predicted model, not a curated record
UUUCGUAUGUGAUGAUAACUCAAUUUUGAGGCCCUGCCUGAGCUGAAGGUCGCCUGAUAUCCCCGGCAGGAGUACUCAUAAGCGGGGAUUGAAGAGAUAUUUAACCCUCUGGUGUCCUCGGCGAUAUGUCUAAUUUUCUCAUCUAACACACCGAGUCUUGACCAAACUAGACGAUUCUCGCUUUCUCGAACAGUUAUCUUCUCUUGAAACUACAACUACAUCGGAUACCUGACAAUGCAUUUCAGAGAUAUCGUCCUGGUUGCCUUUGUUCUGGGCGUAGCAACAGCCCAGUCCAAGACCUGCAAGACAGAGGCAGACUGCCCUAAGGAAUCCCCUGUUUGCUGUGGGUUUAUCCCUACCCACAAGUACUGCCUGCCGGAAGGAACGGUCUGCUAGGAGAUGCGGGUAUAAGGGUCUGGUCGUUGGC